Messenger RNA from Trematomus bernacchii (emerald rockcod), 1335 nucleotides. Its product is annotated as tripartite motif-containing protein 16-like protein. NCBI's taxonomy places the organism in Eukaryota, Metazoa, Chordata, Actinopteri, Perciformes, Nototheniidae. The coding region runs from base 1 to 1335 and encodes 444 amino acids. The transcript has 2 exons. The record is from RefSeq and is a predicted model, not a curated record.
AUGGCAGAGAAAGAAAUUGAGCUGGACUCCAUCUCCUGUAAGAUAUGUUGGGACGUACUGAAGGAUCCGGUGACUACUCCCUGUGGACACAGCUACUGCAUGGACUGCCUUCAGUGCUUCUGGGAUAAAGAGAAACCACCAGUCAGCUGUCCUGAGUGUAAGCAGACCUUCAGACGCAGACCUGACCUGUUGAAAAACACCAUGUUAGCAUGUCUGGUGGAGGAACUGAAGACGGGACUCCUGCCUAUGGAAUCAACUGAGAUGUACGGUGAGAUUAGACGUACUUCACUUGAUAUCCAGCAAAUAAUCCAGGAGGGAGAGGAAGAUGUGAAGCUACUUCGACAGGAGAGAAGAUCUGAUGUGAAGCAGCAGAUCAAAACCGAGCAGGAAACUGGAGUGAGGCGAGUCAAAGAUCAUCAGGAGAAGCUGGAGCAGAGGAUCACCGACCUGAGGGGAAAAGUUGCAGACCUGGAGAAGGUCUUUCUCCAAGCUCAUCGACUAAAGAACACUGACCUGGAGGACCUGUUUGACUCUAUAGAACUAACCAGCAGCGACAUCUCUCCCACGCCAAAGUUUGAGGAGGUGAAAGCAGCCGUCUCAGAACUCAGAGAUAGAAUUACGGAUGCUCUGAGAGAGACAGAAAUCUCAAAGAUGGAGACUCAGGAUGUUUCACUGACCAAUCUAGAGCCAGAGACCAGAGUUGAAUGCCUUAAAUAUGCUCGUAGAGUCACCAUGGACCCUAACACAAUAAAUAACAGAUUGAGAUUAUCCAUGGGGAACAGAUUAGUGACAUUAGGGGAUAAGGAACUGUCGUAUCGAAGCAACGUAGAAAGAUUCACCAAAGGUUGGCAGGCCCUGAGCCGCCAGAGUCUGACUGGACGUUGUUACUUCGAGGUGGAGAUUUGGGGAGCAGCUACUAUUGCACUUUCGUACAAGAGCAUCAGCAGAGACUUACUUUUUGAGGACGACAGCCUGUCCUGGAAAGUGUUUUGCUGUAAUCAUGGUCCUACAUUUGAGUUUUUAGACUCCAGGAAAGUGGACAUGGGGGACAUUACAUUUGGAUUCAAUGACCUCUGCAGCUAUUCAUUAAAUGAUCACACUAUGCUUGGUGUAUUUGAGUCUGAAAUCUCAGGUCCUCAGUCCUCCAGAGUAGGAGUGUACCUGGAUCACGAUGCAGGUAUCCUGUGCUUCUACAGACUCUCUGAAACCAUGACCCUCCUCCACCGAGUGGAGACCAGAUUCACUGAGCCUCUCCACGCCGGAGUUGCAUUGUAUGGUCCUGGUGGUCCUCAUGGUGACAGAGUUGAGUUCAGCAAACUCUCAGAACGAAAGUAA